Molecule: messenger RNA, 772 nt
Organism: Chlamydomonas reinhardtii
Lineage: Eukaryota; Viridiplantae; Chlorophyta; Chlorophyceae; Chlamydomonadales; Chlamydomonadaceae
Exons: 2
Coding region: 455-739 (94 amino acids)
Source: RefSeq, a predicted model, not a curated record
AUCAUGUCCCUGCCCGCCGCGUCCCGGCACUCAUCUCACCGUCCUUGCCAUCUGCCUCUAUUGCACAUUGUGCAAAUUCCUAUUGCCACCGCAGGCCUGCGGACAGGCUCACACAAGCAGCGCUAACGAAUUCCAGUAGGAACUAGGAAGCGCUCAACAAGGAAGUGUUUUUGCAUAAAUCGAUGCACACUGAUGAUAUGCCACUGUUGAUUUGCGAUGUGUCAAAUUACAGGGAGUUCACGAAGGGCGUGGCCUCGCCGGUGUUGCGCGAUGGUGCCCGAUGGAUCGCGCAACACCCAGGCCGACGUUCUACGUUAGGCCUCACUAUUAUGCAAUGAAAUACGCCUGAACAAAUAAUAUCGUUCAGACCCACAUUCAUAAAACCCCUACCGCAAAUCUCCAGGUUGCACAGAAUCGGCAACACGAGAAGGCCUGCAAAGUUCCACAAAUCGAAAUGAUGCUUUCAUCGCAUGUACGAACCAGGCCUGCGGUCCACGCAUCGGCCAAGCGCUCAGCACAACUUGGAGGUCGGGGCUUCGCGCGGCUGCCUCCUCUCAGGGUUGCCCCUGUCCGGCUUGCACCCGAUGCCAAGCCCGGCUUGCAUGUGCGCCAGAGCUACGCAGGCGGCGCCUCCGCCUCGGGCGCCUCCACCCAGCAGCUGGAGUCGCUGCGCAAGGAGCUCAAGGCGCUGGAGGAGGAGCGUGACACGGCAGUGGCCACCGGUGAGAGGCGUGUGUGAGGACCCGGAUGCGCGGAUGCCUCGGCUUGCAAU